AAACAACGGACGCAACAAAGAAGGGCCGAGGUCAUGUCAAGUAUGUGCGCUGCACAAACUGUGAUAGAUGUGUGCCCAAGGACAAGACCAUCAAAAAAUGUGUCAUCAUUAACAUCGUUGAGGCAACAGCUGUCAGUGAUAUUUCUGACGCCGGCGUUGAUGAAAUCCACUCCAGAGUUGCGAGGAACAGAUCCAAGGAGGCCAGGAAGAACCAAACUCCUCCUUUUAGAUUCCGACCUGGAAGUGGAAAAGUAAAAGUAAGAAGGAUGAGUUGGAAGAUGAGGGGAGGGGGGGGGGGAAGAGAAAGACAUCAGUGA
Candidula unifasciata is the source of this 317-nucleotide messenger RNA. NCBI's taxonomy places the organism in Eukaryota, Metazoa, Mollusca, Gastropoda, Stylommatophora, Geomitridae. The record is from the annotation of a GenBank genome assembly.